Molecule: messenger RNA, 874 nt
Organism: Nanorana parkeri
Lineage: Eukaryota; Metazoa; Chordata; Amphibia; Anura; Dicroglossidae
Gene: RMP24
Product: chromosome unknown C18orf21 homolog
Exons: 5
Coding region: 1-684 (227 amino acids)
Source: RefSeq, a predicted model, not a curated record
AUGACGGGUGCCGGGGAUGUGAGCGUGACGGGUGUCAGCCGUGGGACAGAGACUAUGGCUGGGGACGAGCCGGCAUCUAUGGAGGGAAUGCUCAGACAGUCUCAUUGUCCUCUUCCAAAAAAGGUGACCAGUAAAAAAAAGGGAAUCUGCCCAUUCUGCUUUCAGCUAUUUACACCUGAUAACCGUAAAGUUCGUCUGAGACCGAAAAUUAAAAUAACACCACGCAUUGAGCUCUUAUUAAGAAAAGAAGCAAAAAGCCACAGAUUAAAUCUUAAGCAUACUAAACUCCUUAGGAAAUACAAAUGUUCGAGGAGUGUCCUGGUGGUUACAUGCAAUACAUGUAAAAUGGUUUCCAAAUAUCCUGGUGAAGGCAGAAAUGGUCUUACUAGUGGUCCAAGUACACCUAAAACAAAGAGGAAUUUUGGGUCUCCUGAUCUAAGGACGCCAGGAUCAAGUCGGAAAGUGAACAUGUCCUACAGUGAAGAGAAGCUCAGCUCAAAAAGCAAAAGCCCAGUACUGACACCCAGGUCAUGUGUUUCUGCUCACUCUUCACCUGCCACAAUGGCAAAGUCUACAAAGAAGGGCAAAUUUAAAUUUUCCAGAUUAAAAAUGCUGCUCAGCCAAGAUGAAAAGACACCAAGUAAAAAGGGGGAUUUACAGAAUUUCCUAACCUCUCUUGCUUGAUGAAUAUUCAAUGUAUUUCCGUCUCUUGGAUUAUUGGACAUAUGAAAACAUGUACGUUCUACUAGCCAUGUACUUAAAAGUUUGAUGUUGUCGUUACUUUAUUUCAAGAGGUUUAUCUGACAAAAGACUUUCCGCGUGUUCUAAAUGAUUCAAUAAUAUGAUGAAGAAGAAAACAGUAAGAAUAAAGAUU